Molecule: messenger RNA, 1034 nt
Organism: Siniperca chuatsi (mandarin fish)
Lineage: Eukaryota; Metazoa; Chordata; Actinopteri; Centrarchiformes; Sinipercidae
Gene: sf3b6
Product: splicing factor 3b, subunit 6
Exons: 4
Coding region: 128-505 (125 amino acids)
Cellular component (GO): ribonucleoprotein complex; nucleus; cytoplasm
Molecular function (GO): mRNA binding
Source: RefSeq, a predicted model, not a curated record
UAUUUGCGUCCAGUCGGAAGUUCGUCACUUGCUUACGAUCGCUGCCAUUUUGACGGGAAGAGUGAAGAGCUGGGAAACUGCGUGUUUUGUGUUCAGCGGUCUGAUUUACACAUAAUAAUAUUUCACCAUGGCUAUGCAAGCUGCGAAACGCGCUAAUAUACGAUUACCUCCUGAGGUGAACAGAAUCCUGUACGUCAGGAACCUUCCUUACAAGAUCACAGCUGAGGAAAUGUAUGAUAUCUUUGGGAAAUAUGGACCAAUACGUCAAAUCAGAACAGGGAACACACCCGAAUCAAGAGGAACGGCCUAUGUGGUUUAUGAAGAUAUCUUUGAUGCCAAGAACGCCUGUGACCAUCUGUCAGGCUUCAAUGUCUGCAACCGUUACCUGGUGGUCCUCUACUACAAUGCAAACAGAGCUUUCCAGAAGAUGGACACAAAGAAGAAAGAGGAACAGCUGAAGCUUCUAAAAGAGAAAUAUGGCAUCAACACAGACCCUCCAAAGUAGCGUUUCGGACCCCCCCCCCCAUGUCCAGAAUUUUUCUUUUUCUGUCUACACCCUGCACAUGGUUUAUGCUAGUAAUGAUUUAUUCAUACAAUUGUUGAAAAUAUUCUUUUUUUAAAGGUCUUGUCGAAAAGAUGGGUUAGAUAUUUUUUUGUUUUAUUAUUUCCAUCAUCAAAUACGUGUGAAUACUGGUUAGACUGGCAGUAUGUCAGUCAACAUCAGGGCAGGGAGUUGUUGUGUGCCAGUCACAUGCUGUUUCUCAAAAUUCACUCAUCAGUAUGUUUUACAGAAUAGGACUUCAACGUUUUGGUUGGUGUUCCUGUCAAAGGGACUGACAGGCAGAAACCAGGAUUUAGAUAGUGCCUGGUCAUCGUAUUCACCGUGGGUAAUAUGUUAAAAUCUGCCAGAGCAGAUUAUUUUUCAGUCUUUUAAUUGUCACUCCUUUCAUACUUCUACAGUCUUUUAAUUUAAAGCUAACCAUGGUCAUCACCAUGUAUAUGGUUCCUCUAAAAUAAAUGUUCCUUUUCUAAAA